This is a messenger RNA of Cucurbita pepo subsp. pepo (vegetable marrow), 1114 nucleotides long. RefSeq names its product calcium uniporter protein 5, mitochondrial. Gene Ontology annotation, biological process: mitochondrial calcium ion homeostasis; calcium import into the mitochondrion. Gene Ontology annotation, cellular component: uniplex complex. The record is from RefSeq and is a predicted model, not a curated record. NCBI's taxonomy places the organism in Eukaryota, Viridiplantae, Streptophyta, Magnoliopsida, Cucurbitales, Cucurbitaceae. Gene Ontology annotation, molecular function: uniporter activity; calcium channel activity.
UUUACGUUACAAUUUCCCCUCCCCCAAUUUCUUUCCUCUUCCUCUUCCUCUCUUCUCCAUCAAUGGCGUUCCGGAGACCUCUUUGCAAGCGCUUUCUUGAUGCUUACAGAACUAAUCCGUUUUCACCAUCUCUCUGUUUCAGCCUCCGCCGCGAUUAUCUUUCUCCUCCGAUGGAUUCCGCCGUCAAGGCCGUUUUCCGGCGGUUGCUUCAUAGGAGAGCCAUCUAUCAUUCGCCUUCCACGCCUCCGAUCUCGGAGUUGUUGUCUACGUCGGUUGGCAAUAAGCUUCGAGAGAAGAUCGGAGGUAGCAACAUUACUGGAGAUCGAAUUCGGCUCGACGGCCUUAUACCUCCGGCUUCGUUAGAAAAUGAAUGCUCUGUUUCUGGAUGUGGAAUCUCGAUUGACGAUGCCAGGAAAAUCAUAAGGCUGUCACAGGUCGAGAAGCUUAAGGCGAAACUUAGAGAUAUCCCGAGGAGUUCGAUUUCGUACUCUGAGUUCACUCGGAUUUGUAUUGAUGAUUGUGGAAACAAGGAUGAUGGUGCUGAAUUCGCCAAGUUGUUGGAUAAAUCCGGCAGCGUCAUCGUCCUUGGGAACAUUGUAUUCCUCCGCCCCGAUCAGGUGGCAAAAUCAAUGGAAACGAUGAUAUCUCGAUCUAUAGCAACGCCAGACGACCCAAGAUUCAAACAACUAUCCGAAAUGGAGAAGCAGAAGGCAGCGAUUGACAAAAAGGCCAAGGCCCAAGUUCAGGCCGAGUUAUUUUGCGGAUUGGGCCUUGUAAUGGGCCAGACAUUGGGCUUCAUGAGGCUCACAUUCUGGGAGCUAAGCUGGGACGUAAUGGAGCCCAUUUGCUUCUUCGCGACAUCCCUUUACUUUACCCUCGGCUAUGGCUUCUUCCUCUCAACAUCCACAGAGCCCACUUUCGAAGGCGUCUUCCGACGUCGUUUUAAAGCCAAGCAGACGAAACUCAUGGCGUCUCAUAACUUCGACAUCGACAACUACAAUGAGCUCAGAAGAAUUUGCUAUCCAAACCACAGAGGAGGCUUAUCAUAAUACUCAGGUAAUUAUGAUAUACAUUGUCUUCCAAAUUUGAAAAAGAAAACGAAAAUGAGCGCGUA